Messenger RNA from Zingiber officinale, 2448 nucleotides. RefSeq lists its product as uncharacterized. The transcript is spliced from 9 exons. NCBI's taxonomy places the organism in Eukaryota, Viridiplantae, Streptophyta, Magnoliopsida, Zingiberales, Zingiberaceae. The record is from RefSeq and is a predicted model, not a curated record. Gene Ontology annotation, molecular function: ubiquitin binding. Bases 167 to 2257 code for a protein of 696 amino acids.
UUUCGCUGGCGCGAUUUCCUCGUUUUUCAUAGUGCUCAAGAGUCCAUUAAUCAUCGACCCAUCCGUCGUGCUGGUUCAUUUCUUCCUUGUUCGACUCGAAGGGCUUCCCUCGCUCACCGCCGACGAUCAUACCGAUCGAUCCCGGCGGUUUGCGAUUGAGCGAUACAUGGAUUUCAAGGAGGUUUUUGCAUCUUUGCAAGAAAUUUUUCCACAGGUUGAUUUGCGAAUAUUGAAAGCUGUUGCUAUUGAGCAUCCUAGUGAUGUUGAUGCUGCAGCUGAAUCUAUUCUUGUAGAAAUUCUACCAUCUAUUGUCUCUUUUCACGAAGCAUCAUCCACUCCACCAGAUGCAAAUGAAGUGGCUCAUGCCUCAACUUCAACUGAAAAACAUAAGCAGCCUAUGUUUUGUGAACAUCAAGAAGAGAAAGAAACUACAAAUCAUCUGUCAGACAAAGAUCCAGUUGUUUGGGAAAAUACAGUUUCGAGUUGUGGUUCAAGCUCUGUUAAUACUGGGUCAUCAUGCGUUGUGGAAACAGGUGCUAGAGAUUCACAGGUUAGCCUUGCAAAUUACUCGAGGGAACUGGAGUAUCCAAUAUCUGAUAUUAAUGCUUUAGAGGAAGUAAAUACAAAUUCCAGCUCUGAAGGAAAUGUUAAAGAGAAUGAACUUGAUCUAAACCAUGGCGGAGUUCUUCCUUCAAAUCCAUUGUUUGAACAGUUUGUGGAUGCUCUUAAUGAUAUAAGCCAGGACGAUAUUGUUCCCAUUGGUAGUUCCAAUCUUGCACAGGAAGAUGAAUGUCCUUCAGGGCAACAUGUCAUACAACCAUCAAUUGAAAAAUCACAUACUGCAUCUGAUGAUAUGCAUGAAAAUUCUCAAGCAUUAUGUGAUAAAAUCGCUAUAUCAUUUAGAUAUGAACAUGUACAAUUGAAAAAAUUGGAUAUCAAUUUGAAUUCUAUUGAUCAACAUCCGCAAUUGGAAUCACUGGAUAUUGAUUUGAAUUCCAUAGCCAAGGAGCAAAUUAUGAGUGGUGGGAGCUACGUUUUAGAUGGUUCCAUGGAACAAUCUGGAUUUCCAGUUCGGCCUCUGAAUACUCUGAACUUCUCUGAAUUGGUAACAUAUGAUUCUGUUUUAGAUUACGAUACCUCAGGUCCAUGUAUUAAAGCUUAUGAAAUAGAGGAUUCUGAGGGUCGUGCUGUCAGUGAGUUUGCCACUGUCACAAGUGCAGUUGAAAAGCCACUCUCUAAGUUUUCUGAUAAGGGUGCCACUGAAUUUAUAUCUUCUGAGAAUGGGUUGCUACCUACUAAUGACAAUCCACCAACACUGCUUACACAAUCAGGUCAUUUUGUUGAUAUUGAAUUGCUUGCGGGUUUGAUUUCUGAUGCUAAAGACAAAAAGGAUAGUCUGUUAUCUUCUGUGGAAUUAACUGGUAAUUUGAUGAGAGAUGUGGAACUUCUUGAGGAGAGGAGCAAGCAUGCUAAAGAGGCAGCCUCUAAUGCUGGCGAAGAUAUUUUUUCGAAGACUGAGGAACUUAAGAUAAGUGUAGUACAUGCAAAGGAAGAAAAUGACAAGCUUGGCGGAAUUAUUUAUGGUGAGAAAGCUAUAUUAGCUACUGAAGCCCAAGAACUCCAGUCCAGACUACUCAGUUUGUCAAAUGAAAGGAAUAAAUCUCUUUCAGUGAUUGAGGAGAUUCAUCAAACCCUCACGGCACGCAUAACUGCUUUGAAUGAGGAAAUCGCAGCAUCUGAACAAGAGAAGCUUGAGAAGGAAGCUGCAGCUCAGAGGGUUCUUAGCGAACAGGAAGUCAUCAUGGCUUCUAUAGUGGAAGAGUCGAAAAAGCUGCAAGAAGAAGUGGAAAAGAACUCCAAGUUUAGGGAAUUUUUGAUGGAUCGUGGCUGCAUGGUCGAUAUACUCCAAGGUGAAAUUGCUAUCAUCUGUGAAGACGUUAUGCUGCUGAAAGAAAGACUCGAUACUGGUUUACCUUUAGGUCGAUCUCUGCGAGGGAUACCUUCCAGCUUGUCUGCUUCUUCAGGCUCAUCACACAGCAGGAGCAAACACUCGUCGUUGGGCGUGCCACUUGAGCUAGAAGGUAGCACAGAGAACCUUUCGAUUCACAACAACAUCGUCGUGACACCUUCAAGCACCGAGCAAGCCAAACUGGUGACUAAACAUCCCCUUCAAAGCAAUUUCCUCGGCCGCGACAUUCACAGCGCAUCUGCCACCGACACUGACGGCUGGGAAUUUUUAAAAGAUGAUAUGUUCUGAAUCUUAUAAGAGUGGAAGAGGCUACAGAUUGAUACGUUGCUUAUGGGUUAAAACAGUUUGAUUUCUUGUCUGAAUGUAGUUCUGUUGGAUCCCAAACUUGCUAUAUUCUGUACAGUGGUAAAUUUUGUGGAGUAGAGAAGCUGUGUAUUUACUUGGAUGAAAAAUGUGAAGGAGAGCGAUAUAAAAAUAUA